Molecule: messenger RNA, 9887 nt
Organism: Cervus elaphus (red deer)
Lineage: Eukaryota; Metazoa; Chordata; Mammalia; Artiodactyla; Cervidae
Product: tubulin-specific chaperone cofactor E-like protein
Exons: 30
Coding region: 1802-9211 (2469 amino acids)
Biological process (GO): protein folding; cell-matrix adhesion
Molecular function (GO): alpha-tubulin binding
Source: RefSeq, a predicted model, not a curated record
GCUGCUUCCGGGUCAAUGCAGGACACAGGGCUCCGGCGGCUGGAGUGGGGGACGAGGUGAAGCGGAGCCGGUCCGGGGCCGGCCGGGAGCAGGCCCGAGGCUGAGCGGCGGCCACGGCGGCGGCCGGGAGGGGGGAGGAGAGGCGCAGGCUGAGGAGCCGCCGCAGCAGCUCCCCCGCCUCCCGGGCUGAGGGGUGAGUGGAGCCCGGGCCUGCCGGCUCCGCCGGGUUGUCGAGGCCCGAGGGGCUCCCCUCUGGAGUCAGGGUGCGGUGCGAGGAAAUAGUGGGAAGAAGUAGGAGCGGGACGAGGCCUGCCUGGGCGAAGGGGAGGAUGGGACACCUGCCGGGGCCGGAGGGAGGAUGGGGCCGGGCCUGCGCUGCGGCGGCGCGGGGAGGGCCUGGGCUGGGAGAGGGGCCUGAGUCGGAGGGGGCCGUCGGAGGGAGCUGUCGGAGUUCCUGGGAGAAUCAGGGCUUCCCGCUGUGCCCCGGGGUCUGGGGGACGAGGAGCUGCCCCUUGGCUGGUAGGAGAUGGAGGUUGGAGAUGUCUGGGGCUGCUGGGGAAAUAGGAAACUUGCUCUGAACUACUGAAUAAAAAAAAAAAAAAGAGUACGUGUCCCAGGGAGGUUCGGUUGGGUUAGGAGCUCCUGGGACACCAGGCCUGCUCCUUUCGGGGCCCGUAGAAGCAAGCGGCAGUUUAAAAAGGGCUUUUGAGAGAAUCGUUUUGCCCCCAGGACAACUAACUGACAAUGAGGCGGUUGGAGUAAGAUGGGACCUGGGAGGAGGGUACCCUGUCCGGAGAUCUGGGAGAGGAGAAGGGUCAGGAUCUGUGAGGAGCUUCAUUCUCUGUUGAGUUCGAGAUCCUCUUCUAGGAAGACAUACUGGGAAUUGGUGAAGCGAGAAGGAGAGUGAUACUGUCUUGGGGCACAGUGAUUCUGGAAGUUGUAAUUCCGUAAAGUUGGUUGGAAGAGUAAACUUGUUUCUAGUCAGGGAGGGAGGAGGAGCUCUCUGAAAGUUGCUAAGUUACCAGAAGCUUGUAGGCACCGCCUAGGGCUGGUGUUUGGGGAAGUUAGUUCUUUCAGGUCCAAAUUCGGGCUUAGUUACGGCGUGUCCUCAUUCUUUUUUGGCUGCCCGGAGCUCUUAAAUUGGUUUCCACGAGCCCAUCUUGAGCUAAGAGAUUGUGUAGGUGCUGAGGGCUGAUGAAUGUCUUUGGGUCCAGAGACAUUUGACCUAAAUCUCUAGGUUAGGAGCUUUCAAACUUUUGAAAAAAUCAUGCUCCAUAUUAAGAAGAACGUUUUUCAUUAUCGUCUGGUACAUACAUACCCACAUAGGAACAAGAAGUUUCACAAAGCAGUACUCACUCUUAUUACUAAUGAUGCAUACUGAUAAUGGUUAUUAUAUUUCAUUCUUUUUAUUUAAGAAAUACUAACUAAAUGCACUAAAUUGAUACACGGGUCAUAACUUGCAGUUUGACAAACUGUCUCCAGGGCACAUUUUUUUGGCUUCAAUUAGUGUCUUACUGUAUGUUUCUAGAGAACAAGGAUGAUAAUAAGGAGAUGGGUAGGGAGGGAGAGUGGAAACCCCCUGGUGCAAUUGACUACUUCUCUUGUUUACAUAUUUAGAAGGUGUAGCAAAUUAUACCAUAAUCUUUGAUGUCUUAAUUUGCCUGAUCAGUUGAUGAAAUUUUGAAAUAAGUAUGUGCUUUUAAUUUUCUCUGUUCUUUGCUGGAUCUGAGAAAUAUGAGAGGCCUAGUUCCAUAGAGUUGAUUCAUCCCUACAACAUCUUUAAGAAUUUUAGGAAAGGAAGAUGGAUCAACCUAGCGGGAGGAGUUUUAUGCAAGUAUUAUGUGAAAAAUACAGUCCUGAAAACUUUCCUUAUCGCCGUGGUCCUGGGAUGGGAGUCCAUGUCCCAGCCACACCUCAGGGCUCUCCUAUGAAAGAUCGCCUCAACCUCCCAAGUGUACUGGUGUUGAACAGCUGUGGAAUUACCUGUGCAGGAGAUGAGAAAGAAAUUGCUGCCUUCUGUGCUCACGUGUCAGAACUAGAUCUCUCUGACAACAAACUUGAAGACUGGCACGAGGUCAGUAAAAUUGUGUCAAAUGUUCCCCAGUUGGAGUUUCUAAACCUGAGUUCCAACCCUCUGAAUUUAUCAGUUUUAGAAAGAACAUGUGCUGGGUCCUUCUCUGGGGUUCGAAAACUUGUCCUCAACAACAGCAAAGCUUCUUGGGAGACAGUCCACACGAUACUGCAGGAGUUACCAGAUUUGGAAGAACUCUUCCUGUGCCUUAAUGACUAUGAAACAGUGUCUUGUCCUUCUAUUCGCUGUCAUUCUCUUAAGCUACUACAUAUAACAGACAAUAACCUCCAAGACUGGACUGAAAUACGCAAGUUAGGAGUUAUGUUUCCCUCACUGGAUACCCUUGUCCUGGCCAACAACCAUUUGAACGCUAUCGAGGAGCCUGAUGAUUCAUUGGCCAGGUUGUUUCCUAAUCUGCGAUCCAUCAGCCUCCACAAGUCAGGUUUGCAGUCCUGGGAAGACAUUGACAAACUAAACUCAUUCCCUAAACUUGAAGAAGUGAGAUUGUUAGGUAUUCCUCUUCUGCAGCCAUACACCACCGAGGAGCGAAGGAAGCUGGUAAUAGCCAGAUUGCCAUCGGUCUCCAAACUUAAUGGCAGUGUUGUUACUGAUGGUGAGCGAGAAGACUCCGAGAGAUUUUUUAUCCGUUACUAUGUGGAUGUCCCACAGGAAGAAGUGCCAUUCAGGAUGAAUUAUUCAUCAUUACUUAGAAUUUGGGUCUCUUUCAUCUUCGCACUUGUAUGGCACCAAGUUCAGCCCAGGGAACUCAUGUAUCCAUUUUGGCAGAAUGACACCAAAACCCCUAAAGUGGACGAUGGAAGCUCAUCUGAGAUUAAGCUAGCCAUUCCCGUCUUCUUCUUCGGCGUUCCUUACCGUACUGUCUACGUCAAUAACAACGGAGUUGUCUCCUUCAACGUGCUCGUGAGCCAGUUCACACCUGAAUCUUUCCCCCUGACGGAUGGGAGGGCCUUCAUUGCUCCCUUUUGGGCAGAUGUGCACAAUGGGAUUCGAGGCGAGAUCUAUUACAGAGAGACCAUGGACCCUGUCAUCUUGAGGAGAGCCACCAAGGACAUCAGGAAGUACUUCAAAGACAUGGCAACCUUCUCUGCCACUUGGGUUUUCAUUGUGACCUGGGAGGAAGUCACGUUUUACGGAGGGAGCAGCACCACGCCUGUGAACACCUUCCAAGCCGUCCUGGUGUCUGAUGGCUCCUACACAUUUACGCUCUUCAAUUAUUAUGAGAUCAACUGGACCACUGGGACUGCGAGUGGUGGCGAUCCCCUGACAGGUCUUGGGGGAGUGAUGGCCCAAGCAGGAUUUAAUGGUGGAAACCUCACCAAUUUCUUCAGCCUGCCGGGGUCAAGAACCCCUGAUAUUGUGAACAUCCAAGAGACAACAAACGUCAAUGUGCCAGGUCGCUGGGCAUUUAAAGUUGACGGGAAGGAAAUUGACCCAGCCAAUGGCUGCACCUCCAGAGGACAGUUCCUUCGGCGAGGGGAGGUGUUCUGGGAUGACCUGAACUGCACCAUCAAGUGCCGCUGUCUGGAUUUCAACAAUGAGAUCUACUGCCAGGAUGCCUCCUGCAGCCCCUACGAGGUGUGCGAACCCAAAGGCAAAUUCUUCUACUGCAGCCCAGUGGAGACCAGCACGUGUGUGGUGUUCGGGGAGCCGCACUACCACACGUUUGAUGGCUUCCUCUUCCACUUCCAAGGCUCUUGUGCCUACCUAUUGGCCCGACAGUGUUUGCAGACUUCCAGCCUCCCCUUCUUCAGUGUGGAGGCCAAGAACGAGCACCGGGGGGGCUCAGCCGUCUCCUGGGUGAAGGAGCUCUCGGUGGAGGUGAAUGGCUACAAGAUUCUCAUCCCCAAAGGAAGCUAUGGAAAAGUCAAGGUUAAUGACCUAGUGGCUUCUUUGCCCGUCACCUUAGAGUUGGGGGCGGUGAAAAUCUACCAGAGUGGCAUGUCUACUGCCGUGGAAACGGAUUUUGGGCUCUUAGUGACAUUUGAUGGCCAGCACUACGCCUCCAUCUCCAUCCCAGGCUCCUAUAUCAACUCCACGUGCGGACUCUGCGGCAACUACAACAAAAACCCUCUGGAUGACUUCCUGCGCCCUGACGGCAGGCCGGCCAUGUCAGUCCUGGACCUGGGAGAGAGCUGGCGGGUCUACCACGCCGAGUGGAAGUGCGACUCGGGCUGCGUGGACAACUGCACUCAGUGCGACAUGGCCACCGAGGCCCUCUACUUUGGUCCCGACUACUGCGGCUUCCUCAACAGGACGGACGGCCCCCUGUGGGAGUGUGGCACUGUUGUGGACCCCACGGCCUUCGUGCAUAGCUGCGUGUACGACUUGUGCAGUGUGAGGGACAACGGGACGCUCCUAUGUCAGGCCAUCCAGGCCUAUGCCCUCGUGUGCCAAGGCCUGGGCAUUCCAAUCGGAGACUGGCGCAUCCAGGCUGGGUGUGUGUCCACCGUGCAGUGCCCGAGCUUCAGCCACUACUCCGUGUGCACCAGCAGCUGCCCAGACACGUGCUCGGACCUGACGGCCUCGCAGAACUGCGUCACGCCCUGCACGGAGGGCUGCGAGUGCAACGAAGGCUUUGUCCUCAGCACCAGCCAGUGCGUCCCGCUGCACAAGUGUGGCUGUGACUUCGACGGCCACUACUACGCCAUGGGCGAGUUCUUCUGGGCCACGGCCAACUGCACGGUACAGUGCCUGUGCGAGGAGGGCGGCGACGUGUACUGCUUCAACAAGACGUGCCGCGGCGGCGAGGUGUGCGCCGUGGAGGACGGCUAUCAGGGCUGCUUCCCCAAGCGGGAGACCGUGUGCCUGCUCAGCCAGAGCCAGGUACUGCACACCUUCGACGGCGCCGCCUACGCCUUCCCCGCCGAGUUCUCCUACACGCUCCUCAAAACCUGCCCCGAGCGCCCGGAGUACUUGGAAAUCGACAUCAACAAGAAGAAGCCCGAGGCGGGGCCCGCCUGGCUGCGGGGCGUCCGGAUCCUGGUGGCCGACCAAGAGGUCAAGAUAGGAGGCAUCGGGGCUUCGGAGGUCAAGGUGAAUGGUCAGGAAGUGGAACUGCCUUUUUUCCAUCCUUCGGGAAAGCUGGAAAUCUAUCGAAACAAAAACAGCACGACGGUGGAGUCCAAGGGUGUGCUGACCGUGCAGUACUCAGACGUGGGUCUGCUCUACAUCCGACUCUCCACGGCCUACUUCAACUGCACGGGGGGCUUGUGCGGCUUCUUCAAUGCCAAUGCCAGCGACGAGUUCUGUCUCCCCACUGGCAAGUGCACGGACAACCUGGCAGUGUUCCUGGAGAGCUGGACCACUUUCGAGGAGAUCUGCAACGGGGAGUGUGGGGACCUGCUGAAGGCCUGCAACAAUGACUCGGAGCUGCUGAAGUUCUACCGCGGCCGCUCCAGGUGCGGCAUCAUCAACGACCCCUCCAACAGCUCCUUCCUGGAGUGUCACGGUGUGGUCAACGUCACCGCCUACUACCGCACCUGCCUCUUCCGCCUGUGUCAGAGCGGGGGCAACGAGUCGGAGCUCUGCGACUCCGUGGCCCGGUACGCAAGUGCCUGCAAGAACGCCGAUGUGGAGGUGGGCCCCUGGAGAACCCACGACUUCUGCCCUCUGGAGUGCCCGGAGAACAGCCAUUUCGAGGAGUGCAUGACAUGUACGGAGACCUGUGAGACCCUGGCCCUGGGCCCCAUCUGUGUGGACACCUGCUCCGAGGGGUGUCAGUGUGACGAGGGCUACGCCCUGCAAGGCAGCCAGUGCGUCACCCGGAGCGAGUGUGGCUGCAACUUCGAAGGGCACCAGCUUGCCACCAAUGAGACCUUCUGGGUGGACCUGGACUGUCAGAUCUUCUGCUACUGCAACGGCACGGACAACAGCGUCCACUGUGAGAGCGUCCCCUGCAAGGACGACGAGUACUGCAUGGAGGAGGGCGGCCUCUACUACUGCCAGGCCCGCACGGACGCCUCCUGCGUCGUCUCUGGCUACGGCCACUACCUGACCUUUGACGGCUUCCCCUUUGACUUCCAGACCAGCUGCCCGCUCAUCCUGUGCACCACAGGAAGCAGGCCGAACUCAGACACGUUCCCCAAGUUCGUCGUCACAGCCAAGAACGAGGACCGAGAUCCGUCGCUGGCGCUGUGGGUCAAGCAGGUGGACGUGAGCGUGUGGGGCUACAGCAUCGUGAUUCACAGGGCCUACAAGCACACGGUGCUGGUCAACAAUGAGCGGCUCUAUCUGCCCCUGAAGUUGGGACAAGGGAAGAUAAACAUCUUUUCUUUUGGUUUCCACGUGGUGGUGGAAACUGACUUUGGGCUAAAGGUGGUCUACGACUGGAAGACCUUCCUGUCCGUCACGGUUCCUCGGAGCAUGCAGAACAGCACCUACGGCCUGUGUGGCCGCUACAACGGCAACCCCGACGACGACCUGGAGAUGCCCAUGGGUCUGCUGGCCUCCAGCGUCAAUGAGUUUGGACAGAGCUGGGUGAAGAGGGACACCUUCUGCCAGGUUGGCUGUGGUGACCGCUGCCCAUCCUGUGCCAAGGUGGAAGGUUUCUCCAAAGUGCAGCAGCUCUGCAGCCUGAUCCCCAGCCAGAAUGCGGGCUUCACCAAGUGCCACAGCAAGGUCAACCCCACCUUCUUCUACAAGAACUGCCUCUUCGACUCUUGCAUUGAUGGGGGCGCUGUGCAGACCGCCUGCAGCUGGCUGCAGAACUACGCCAGCACCUGCCAGACCCAGGGGAUCGCCGUGACCAGCUGGAGGAACUACACGUCCUGCUCCGUCGCCUGCCCUGCCAACAGCCACUACGACAGCUGCGUGAGCGUGUGCCAGCCCCGCUGCGCCGCCAUCCGCCUCAAGAGCGACUGCAACCACUACUGCGUGGAGGGCUGCCAGUGCGACCCCGGCUACGUGCUCAACGGCAGGAGCUGCAUUCUGCCGCACAACUGCGGCUGCUACUCCGACGGCAAGUACUACGAGCCCAAGCAGCUGUUCUGGAACAGCGACUGCACGCGGCGGUGCCGCUGUUUCCGGCGCAACCUGAUCCAGUGCGACCCGCGCCAGUGCAAGUCGGACGAGGAGUGCGCGCUGCGCCACGGGGUGCGCGGCUGCUUCAGCACCAAGACCUCCUACUGCCUGGCGGCCGGCGGCGGCGUCUUCCGCACCUUCGAUGGCGCCUUCCUCCGCUUCCCAGCCAACUGCGCCUUCGUGCUCUCCACUAUCUGCCAGAAGCUCCCCGACAUCUCCUUCCAGCUCAUCAUCAACUUCGACAAGUGGUCGGCCCCCAAUCUCACCAUCAUUUCGCCCGUCUAUUUCUACAUUAACGAAGAGCAGAUUCUCAUCAGCGACCGGAACACAGUCAAGGUGAAUGGCACACAAGUGAAUGUUCCGUUUAUAACUGGCCUGGCAACCAAAAUCUACAGCAGUGAGGGGUUCCUGGUGAUUGACACCAGCCCCGACAUCCAGAUCUACUACAACGGCUACAACGUCAUAAAAAUCAGCAUCAGUGAGAGGCUGCAGAACAAAGUGUGUGGCCUUUGUGGCAACUUCAAUGGGGACUUAACUGAUGAUUACGUGACCUUGCGGGGGAAGCCAGUGGUGAGCAGCGUGGUGCUGGCCCAGAGCUGGAAAACCAAUGGCAUGCAGAAGAGCUGCAACGAGCUGCAGUUCUCACAGUACGCAGCCAUGUGCGACAACGUGCACAUCCAGAACAUGCAGGGAGACGGCUACUGCCUGAAGCUCACGGACAUGAAGGGCUUCUUCCAGCCCUGCUACGGGCUCCUCGACCCCCUCCCCUUCUACGAGUCCUGCUACCUGGACGGCUGCUACAACCUCAAGAAGUUCCAGCUGUGUGGCUCCCUGGCCGCCUACGGGGAGUCCUGCCGCUCCUUCGGAAUCCUCAGCACCGAGUGGAUUGAGAAGGAGAAUUGCUCAGGAGUGGUUGAAGAUCCUUGUGUGGGGGUGGACUGUCCCAACCGAACCUGUGAGCUGGAAAAUGGAGGGGAGCUGUGUGGCUGCAUUGAACCCCCUCCCUAUGGAAACAACUCCCACGACAUCAUUGAUGCAGAGGUGACCUGCAAGGCGUCUCAGAUGGAAGUGUCCAUAUCUAAGUGCAAGCUCUUCCAGCUCGGCUUCGAGAGGGAGGGUGUGCGGGUCAAUGACAGGCAGUGCACCGGCAUUGAGGGCGAGGACUUUAUCUCCUUUCAGAUCAACAACACCAAAGGGAACUGUGGCAACAUUGUGCAGUCCAAUGGCACUCAUAUCAUGUAUAAAAACACUAUUUGGAUCGAAAGUGCCAACAAUACUGGCAACAUCAUCACCAGGGACAGGACAAUCAAUGUGGAAUUUUCAUGUGCUUAUGAGCUGGAUAUCAAGAUCUCCUUGGACUCCGUGGUGAAGCCUAUGCUAAGUGUCAUUAACCUGACGGUUCCAACUCAAGAAGGCAGCUUCACCACCAAGAUGGCACUCUACAAAAACGCCUCCUACAAACAUCCUUACCGCCAGGGUGAAGUUGUGCUAACAACUCGAGAUGUGCUGUACGUUGGGGUCUUUGUGGUCGGAGCUGAUGCCACACAUCUCAUUCUGACGCUGAACAAAUGCUACGCCACCCCAUCCCGUGACAGCAACGACAAGCUCCGAUACUUCAUCAUUGAAGGAGGGUGUCAGAACAUUAAAGACAACACCAUUGGCAUCGAGGAGAAUGGCGUCUCCCUCACCUGCCGCUUCCACGUCACGGUCUUUAAGUUCAUUGGGGACUAUGAUGAAGUCCACCUACACUGCGCCGUGUCCCUCUGCGAUUCAGAAAAGUACUCCUGUAAAAUAACUUGCCCUCAAAAUUCCAGGACUGCCACAGAUUAUACCAAGGAACCUAAAGAACAGAUCAUUUCAGUGGGACCUAUUCGGAGAAAAAGGCUGGACUGGUGUGAGGACAAUGGAGGAUGUGAGCAGAUUUGCACGAGCCGGGUGGAUGGGCCCCUGUGCAGCUGCGUGACGGGCGCCCUGCAGGAGGACGGCAAGAGCUGCCGAGCCUCUAAUUCUUCCAUCGAACUUCAAGUUUGGAUGCUGCUUCUCGUCAUGACCCAGAUUUCAUUAUGGCAUUUUGUCUAUAAGUCAGGCACGACCUCAUAAUUCACUCAAGGUUAUAUAUAAAGUACUGUAAUUUACUUACUUUGACCCCCUGUAGGCGAUAAGGUGUGUGCCCUUAAGUCAGAACCUAUUUGAAAUUGUCCACAGUCUCAAAGUGAUACCAUCUCCCCCAAACGGUCAGAGUUCCAGAAAAGAGGGAAAAGCCAUGCCACCCCCCCCCCCCAACUUUCAGAGUAUGCAACCCGGCUUCUAAAAGUCAGCUGUGGAAAACAUGUAUCUUGCCUAACAUUUCCAAACAGUUGUCACUAGGAACCUUGGGUUCACAGGAAAAUCCAGUAAAGGAAAAAAUUCUGGUGAGACAAGUCUACCUGGAAAUCUAACCAGAGAAAUCUACCCCACCAGUAGAUCCAGCGCUGUGUCUGGAUCACAGUUUUUACAGAGGGCGGGCCUGGUGGAGUGAUAGUGAACAUUGAGAAGCAGUGGUUGGAAGGCUCGACUCCCUCUGAGGGGUCCCUCCGAUGUUUGGAAGUGUCUGACUUCCCAUACUCCUGCGUUCUCCCCUCCCUGCCCUCGAGUCCGCCAGUCCUGCCAGGGCCGAGUGUGCACCUCGUAUAUUGUUUGCUGACCUGGGGAACCCCACCCCCCAUCCUUCCCUUCAGACCCAGACUCUUCUCUUUUACAAAUCAACCGAAUAAUUUUUAAUAUGUUUUAUGCUUAA